UACGCAUCUUUUCACAACCAGAAUCAUCGCAAGUGGUGCAAGAUGUUUGAGCCUAUGGAACAACUGCCUCUUACACUCCGAUUUGAUCGCGAGAACUUCAAAAAGCCGUGGUACAGCAGCCCCAGCUACAGAGUAUGCUUUAGCUUCGGCAUUACCCGUCAACAGCUGGUCGACUACGCUCACCGAGUGAAGCUUCUAAAGCUGGACUCGCCCGACUGGAAGAAAUCGGCUGCAGCCUACAACGUGGCGUUGUACCUGAGCGUGAUCGCCGAAGCCGAGCUGGACUCGCGCCUAAUCUGGCACACGAGGAACAGAUACUGUGUGAGCUUGUAUAACAACUACACACAGUACUCUAAGCAGCUGGUGGAGGAGGACGAGAAGGAUGUCCUGGAUAUCAUACGGGAGGAACUGAAUAUUCCGGAUGUGGCGCCAAUGUGGUAUUUCCAAGUGGAUGAAGAUGACUGAUAGGUGGGCGAGAGCUCUGUGCGAUUAUGUAUGUCGUCACUCUUCGUCACUUUAUCUUCUUCGCUUCUUCGCCCACUGCUAUCUGAGCCCUGUGAAAGUCAACAGCCUGGAGUCCACCAGAAGACCCUGCGCCGAGAACCCUCAGAGGAUCAAGCGGGCAAUAAGAGGGCGUACCCAGACGAGGAACCCCACCACUGCUUUCCCAGCUAGAUGCUCCCAGCGAACUGCAGCUCUCGCAGGAUGAGCGCAACGAACAGCUUGACGACGCGUAGCGCCUGUCGGUCGUUCUGCCUCGCGCCCAUGUCGCCGCAAUGCGCUGGAUUUGGACUCGGGUCCACUCCCUCCCCUGGGCCUAUGUUAUACGUGAUGACUAGCAUUGUCCACGAUGUGUCUGCGGGGCCGCACCGCGCAUUAUGGCUGUCAGUUCGUCGAAGUUCCUGUCUUCUCAUUUUCUCUCUUCACCCAUCCUCGUUCAGAACUGUCUGGCCUGCAAAGGCAAUCAGUCGU
This is a messenger RNA of Phanerochaete carnosa HHB-10118-sp, 972 nucleotides long. RefSeq lists its product as uncharacterized. The record is from RefSeq and is a predicted model, not a curated record. Lineage: Eukaryota; Fungi; Basidiomycota; Agaricomycetes; Polyporales; Phanerochaetaceae. The annotation marks the transcript as partial. The transcript has a single exon.